AUGGAACUUAAAAAACGAAACAAGAAACCUAUCCCACGAAAAUUCACAAAAUCAUCAUCAGAGAAUACGGCGAAUUUAAGUAAUUUCAAAGGCCUUGAUUCUCAUUUGCUUGGAUUCAACUGCAACGGAGUGAUAGAAUCAUGAAUAAGAGAAGAAAGUUCAGACAGCGAGAAAGAUUUAUCGAAUUCUCCUCCAAAGAGUGAUAACAAAAAGGCACCACUAAAUCGGCUGAUGACUAUGAAGAACAAAGCUACCUCGAAGCCUGCUACGACCGAUAAGCAGUCUCUUCUCUUCGCUAAAAAUGCUUUUGAAAAUUCAAUUCAAGAACAAGUUGGGUUUCUUAGGAAACAAAUUGCAAUUGGCCUAGUCAAUAAACUUAAGAGCCAAGGAGUGAAGUCCAAAAUAUCUAAUGCAGAGGUAAGAAAGGAUAGUCCUUUCACUAUUACUUCUGAAGAAAAUAAAGGAGAUCAGAUUAUCUCAAAGCCAACAGCUCGCUUUGGAGAUACACUUCUCCAGAAAAUUGAUGAAGAAUCUGAGCAGCAGGUACAAGAACUUGAGAAAGUGGAGAAUAAAGUACCUGAAAAAACGAGUAUUUUAAACCCAAAUUUCCUUAAAUAAACUUAUAAGCACUGCUCCGUCUAGUAAUGAUAAGAAAUCUGAAGAACUACUUUCAACUUCAGGGAUCAACAUUGAGGCAGUCCCUAAGGAUCAUGUUAUUCAUGAUGUGUCAGAUUUCUUAAAAGUAUUUGGCCUUCAGAAUAAAUGAGAGACUGACCAAUUUGUUGAAGUUGUUCAUCCCCAGACAGGAUUCAAGAUCAAGAUUCUCAAGGACCUUGUCCAGAAAAUUAGCUUAUUAAAACAGGAGGAAUCAGACAAAGUUGCACCAGUGAAGACAUCUUGAUUGAAAGAUUUUCCAGAACCAAGUCAGAAACCUCUUAAAAUGAAUACAGCUCCUAGUGACCAGCAAGCUCCCCAGAAGGAGCAUGCAAAGGUCUCCAAUGUCAUGGAUUUUCUAGAUGACAUGAGUAUUGAUGACAGUUUCUCAGACGAAGAAGAUGAAGCUGACAACCCCAGCCCUGAAAUGAAAUUUGAAGACGGUACAGAUUCAGAGGAUCCCAAAUAAUCUGUUUACAAAAUCUUGUCCGAUCAACAUCUCUACUCACUCAAAUAUGCAGAGGUCUAUCAGCAAAGAUACAAAGAAGGAUAGAGCUGCACUUGCUCCAUCUAAGAUGAAAAUUAAGCGGAUGCAGACAGCUAAGAUAGUGGAUCAUAAAUACACAGCAAAUGAACAGAUUGAAAGUCUCAAGAAUGAGCUUAUGUUCAGUAAUAACCAAAUAGAGAAGCUAAAGAAGGUCAAGCAGGUAUCUUCAGCAGAAACUGACUUUAACUGCCACCUUGCCUUCAUGUUUGCAUCUCCUUUAGUGAGGAAACUCUCCAAGAAUGUUGGUACAAUCAUGCAGCUUGAUUAUAAAAAUGAAAUCUCUUUAAUUGAAAAAGUGUUUAAGAAUUUUGAUAAAGAACUAAAGUAUAAAACUGAAGUGGCAACUAUUAAUAACUUCAGAAGUAUGAUAGCAGAUCCUCCCUUUGCACUACAUUUCACUGGUCAUGGAGUAAAGAAUGACAAAGCCUCCUUAGGAUCAGACUACAAUCUUUAUAAAGAAAAGGGAGACAUUCUGUUACUGGAGGAUGAAAACUGAAUGGCUGAUUAUCUCUUUGAAAAAGAUCUCACAGAUUUAAUUGGGAUUAUGAAGCAAUCAAAAGACAAUAUCAGUGACAACUAUGAAGUUGUCUUUGUAUCGUCUUGCCAUUCAGAAGCUCCAGGGAAGAUCUUCCAGAAUUUCGGUGCUCAUCAUGUAAUUUGUAUCCAAAAAGAGGACACUGUAUUAGACAAAGCUUCUCUCAGAUUCUCAAAAGUGUUCUAUGAAACACUAUUUAUGAAGAAAUAUUCUGUCUGAGAUGCCUUUAACAUUGCGAAAGGGGAUAUAAAAAGUUUAUUUUCUUCCUUCGAGGCAAGCAAAUAUUUGUUAUUUGUGAAUGACAGGUUCCCCAUUCCAAAUACAAAAAAUAAAUUUGAACACAAAUGCUUUCCUGUUCUUAAUCUGAAGCCAGGAAAAAUGACAAAUCUUACGAAAACUCCGAUUUUCAACCAGAUCCCUUCAAUGAUUGAGAAUUUUUCAGGGAGGCAAGAGGACAUGUGAACUAUUUUGGAUAAGAUAAAUAAUAACAGACUUGUGAACAUUCUUGGGCCUCCUGGUAUUGGCAAAACAGCCAUUGCAUGCAUGAUAUGCAAUAAUAUCCAUGACAGGCAUAGGAUGGAGGAUGGGAUAAUAUAUCUCCCUCUCAGAGGUGUUCACUCAAUAUCUACCCUCACAACCAACCUUCUAAACAUUAUUGAAGAAUGAAUAGAUGAUGAGAAAGAAGAUGAGAGAAUUUAUAGCAAGCAACUCUCUAUAAACUCUAAUACUAGCAAUGAUGAAGAAGACAUUGAUCCAGAUGGCAAGGCAAAGUCCAAGAUAAUAGCUAAAUGUCUCAAAGAUAAAGAAGUGCUUAUUAUUUUUGAUGGAUGAGAAUACCUCCUUGAUGAAGAUCCCUCCAAGUUCAAGAAAGCAUUGAAUAAUCUUCUGUUUAAAUGACCUGAUGUUAAAAUUCUCUCGACUUCAAGAAAAUCUAUAGGCACAGUCAGACAUUUUACAGAGUGAUCAAUGAAUUUAGGCCCUCUGGAGCCCCAGUAUUCUAUCAGACUACUGAUUGAUAGCGUGAGCAGAAAAAUAGAGACCAGCGAGAUCCAAGAACUGUUGAAAUAUAAACCUUCAGGAAAACAGCAGAUGAAUGAAUACUUAUCCCAUUUUAAUUCCUCAGACAUGACAUUGACAAACCAUCCAUUAAUCAAAAUGUUGGGCGGGCAUCCUCAGGCGAUCUCUUUGACAGCUCCCUGGCUAGAACAUAUAACAAUGACUGAGUUAUUUGAAAAAUUAAUGGACACGAAUAUGCUAGAUUUUCUUGAAAACGAGGGACAGCAAUCGUAUGCUUCCCUUAGAACCUCGAUUGAUUUUCUAAUCCAAAGAACAAAGAAAAAUAAUAUCAAAGCGUUAGAACUUUUCCAAUUCAUUGGAUUAUUCCCAGAAGGUAUCAAGCAGGUCGAACUAGCAGCGCUCUGGGGUGAUAAGGGAUGGCAGAACCUCAAAUUUGACUUGCUCAGCUCAUCAAUGGUGACCUACAAGAAUAAUCGAAGUAUGCUUAUCUUACUCCCUAUCAUGACAACUCGGGCAAGAGAAUUAUUAGAUAAAAAUCCAAAGAAAAAGGCUAAAUUUCACCAGAAAUGCUGUCAAUUUUACAAGGAUUUCCUGAGUAAGUUCCUUGAGAAGAUCAAUAAUCGUGAGCAUAAAGAGUCUGACUUAAUCGAGAACGAAAGAAACAUCUGGGCAUGCAUCUACAGAGCAGUUAAUAAGAAAGCCCCCACUGAUGAUUAUGAUGAAGCUGUUGAUGAAUCAGAGAGAAGGAAUUCUGACCUAUUCCCUAUUAAAAGAGUCCAGACUAUCAAGCUUGACUUGAACGAGGAAUAUGAAUCAGAUGAUUCUGAAGAGAAGAAAAAUACUAAAACUCCUGCAGCAUUCCUUAAUGCAGUCCAAUUUGAAGAAUCUGAUCAUUGGGACUCUGAUUCUGAGGAAGAAAAAGACCGCUAUCAUACAUAUGAAAAGAGAAAACGUCAGAAGCAGGUUUCUCUCACUAGGAGAAAUAAUGUUGAUGAGGAGUAUAACAUUGACCCCUGUCCGAAGAAAAGGGCGAGAAGGACUUCACUGACAAACAAAGUCAAGCCAGUCCUUAAAACUCCUCGAAAUACCUGCAAAAACUCUAAAGAUCUCCACAAGAAGAAAUUAAGGGCAGAAGAAGCUAUGGUUGUUUACUAUAUCUCUAUUUGUAUAAGACUGUGUAAGCUCUCAGAUGCAAGGAAGGCUAUCACAGAGUAUCUAGCAAAGCCAAACAUCAGUGCUUUAGCUAAAGCUCAAAUCUACCAAUUUCAGGCAUUUUUGUCAAUGAUGCAUUCCAAAAUUUCUUUAAAAGAGUUAGAAAACUCAUUCAUCAAAGCAAUAGAAGAAUACAAGAAUAUAAACUGCGGUAAAGGAAUAGCGAUCUGCAACUUAGGAAUUCUUGUGUCGAGUUACUUCCAUAUUGAGACAAAGAAGCACGAAGAUCCUGAAUACCCGAUCAAGCUAUCAAACAGAAUUUUGAAAAUCAAAGAGGCAUUUGAGGAUUACGACUUCAAACUCGGUGUAGAAACUUCUGAAAAUUUUAUUCAAUACACAACAGAUCAAUACAAGGUAGAGGAAACUAAGAAAAAUGUGGGAUAUUCGAGACUUGUUACCUUUAAAGAAUCCCAAAAGACAACUCUUUUCUUCAAUGGCAAAAGUCUACAAGACGUUCUACUAAACGAGGACUCUUCUAAAAUCCUGACUUUAGUGAUAGAAAAGAAUGUAAAGCCCAAAAAUAAGCUCAGAAAUACUUACUCGCACUUAGAGUCAGUGUACCACUUCCUGAAUAACAAACAUGCUCCAAAGAAGAAAAAGAUGUCUAAAGUAGCCUCUUUGCUAAAACUCAACAUUGAGUCUCUCCAGAUGAAGGAAUACAAUUUCAAGAUGAAAACCAUGGUAGAUUGCAAGAAGAAGAAUGAGGUCAAGCUUCUUGCCAAUCGGCCAAAAUCCCUGAUAAAGUCAACAAAGGUCUCGUUCCAAAGAGAAGGCAUUGAGCAUGAUUAAAUAGUUAUUAUAUUCAGUAC
Moneuplotes crassus is the source of this 4774-nucleotide messenger RNA. NCBI's taxonomy places the organism in Eukaryota, Ciliophora, Spirotrichea, Euplotida, Euplotidae. The record is from the annotation of a GenBank genome assembly.